Molecule: messenger RNA, 5487 nt
Organism: Balaenoptera acutorostrata (minke whale)
Lineage: Eukaryota; Metazoa; Chordata; Mammalia; Artiodactyla; Balaenopteridae
Gene: TEX28
Product: testis expressed 28
Exons: 7
Coding region: 1-1281 (426 amino acids)
Cellular component (GO): endomembrane system
Source: RefSeq, a predicted model, not a curated record
AUGCAUAAGUAUUGUUAUAGAGUGGAGCAAUACGUGUCUAAUUCUCCAACCAUUUGCAUUCACAGAAGUACCUGUUUUGUGAUUCUUGUUUCCCAAUGCAGGUGGAAUACACUAAGCCCAACUGCAACCUUCCCCUCCAAUGUUCCCUCCUGCAGAUCCCUGUCAUCCAGUGAGGCUGGCCCCAGUGGCCCCUCCAGCCUCUCAGAUGGGGAGCUGGCCCGGAACUUACAGGACAGCAUCAAGCACCGCAUCCUGUACCUCUCAGAGCAGCUGAGAGUGGAGAAGGCCAGCCGGGCCAGGAACACUGUGGGCUUCCUCAAGCUGGUGUCCACAGCCGACCGGCACCAGGCCCCCCACAUCUGGCAGGCCUUCGAGAAGGUGAACCAGCAUGCCUCUGCCACCAUUGCCCAGAUUGAGCGAAGGCUCCACCGGUGUCACCAGCAGCUGCAGGAGCUGGAAGAGGGCUGCAGGCCCAAGGGCUUAGCGCUGAGGGCAGAAAGCAGCCUGGGGGACAACUGCGAGCAGCCCAGCGAGAAGGCUCUGUUUUCAGAGCCCCCCAAGCCAGGUGCGGAAGACUGCCCAUCCACUGGCCUGUUUGAUGUCAUUAGACACUUCUCUCCGGAGAGUCACUCCCCAGCCUUGCGGCAGAGGAGGUCCUCGGAGACCAAGCAUGGGGUCCAGCCGCGAGACCUGCUGUGGCAGAAGGUGAAGGAAGAGCUGAUCAAAGUCAAGACCUUCCACCUCAGCUUGCAGGUGUCCUAUCAGAGCCUCAAGGAGCGGUAUGUGACCAACCUGCAGGCAUUGCUGGAGUCCCUCUGGGAGGAGAAGUGCAGACAAGUGCAGCUGGAAGGACAGGUGAAUGAGCACCUACAGGGGCACCUGGACAAGAUUUACCACCUCAAACAGAAUCUGGCCUGCACCGAGGAGAGGAUGGCCUAUCUGUCCUACGAGAGAGCCAAGGAGAUAUGGGAGGUUAUGGACACGUUCAAGAGCCGUGUAGUCAAGCUGGAGGCUCUGAAGCAGGUGACCCAACUGGAGGUGACAGAGAGCGUGCGUAGCCGGCACCGGGGCUUCCUGGUCCUGGUCUCCAGUGCCUGCGCCUGCCCGGUGCCGCUGCUGAACUCGCGCCUGCGCACGGGCACCGCGUUCCUGCUCGUCGGGCUGGACGCCCUGGCCUGGCAGAAGCAGCAUGCCAUCCCCGCCGCGGACUGGCAGGCCUGGGUCCCCUCCAGAUGGAGACUGUGUUCCGGGGAUUCCAAGCCUCUACCAGAGGGGCCUUAAAGGGCCUGGCUUCGCUAGCUCCUCCCGCCUCCCCAGACAGCUGCUUCUCGGCUCUCCCUUUCUUGUUCCAUCACCAGCAGCCCAAUGAGAGUAUCAUUGGCUUCCUUUGUAAUCCUAUGGAUCUCAUUGUGCACGUCUGCCAACGUUCUUCUAAGAAGGGGUCCACGGGCUUCCCCAGAGGGCUGAGGAUGUCUGUGGCCCCAAGACUGGUGACCCGAGAACAGACCUCGAGCAGUUGCAAAGGCAAGACAGACGUAAGUGAGGAGCCACCCAGGGGGGCCGGGCACCAGCUACCGAGGUGCAUGGAGUAUUUGAACUUGGGAUGGACUUUCUCUGCCUAACUUCGCUGGUAAAGUAACUUGGUGGAGCUGACACCACUAGUAAUUCAAGUCAUUGACCAGGUCCCCGCUCCCAUGUCCCUCUAAUCCUAGUGUCUUUCUGUCAUUCUCUCCUCGGAAUCUGAAUUGGAGAUCACUUCAGGCAGCAACAAGACAAACCCAAGUUAGAUGUGGGAGCUAAGGACCCAGGCAUUGUGACCAGGUGGCCCUGGGAAACUUGAAAAAUGGGAAGGCAGCUGCAAGCCUUCGCUGCUUUGAUGGCCGGGGGCCUGGAGACAGGCUGCACGUGGUCAGCGAUGGCCAAGUUCACCAGGAUCCAGUUCAGAGGGUGGCGCAGCUUCCUGAACUUCAUGGUGGCUGCCAGCACGAGCCCAUUGGUGAGGAUGGAGGCGACGACCACAAAGACCAUCCAGGCACUGGUGAGCUGAUACACCCAUCGGGAGCGAUGUGGUGAUCGGGGCCGUCGAAGGGGUCUGGAGGCAGGAGACACACAGUGAGGAGAGGAGCUGGGCAGCAGCUCCACCACCUGGACAGCUACAUCUCUGCCGCCCUCCCCACCCCAUCAGAAUCUCCCCUCAGCCCCCCUGCCUUCCGCCCGCCGCACUCACCUUUGCGACUGGUCUUUCCCUCUAGCUUUGCACAUCUGCAGACAACCUUCCCUCCAUUCUCUCUCGAGCUCGAGGCCAUGGCCUGCUAGAUGCCUGCACGGGCAUCCUUGAACUUAGCAAAGCGGAACUCCUCAUCAUCGCUGCCGGGUGUCGCUCCCCCGUCUGAUCUGCGCCCUGCCAUAUGCCAGGUCGGCCUCCUGGAGUGUGGUUGGCCAGCUUGAUCCCCUCCCCUGAACCCUUCUGCGCCUGGGCCUCAUUCGCCCCUACCACAGGGAGCUCCCAGAAACCUGCCGACAGUAUCUGCAGCCACGCUAGAUACCACAGGUUCCCGAGGAACAGGCCUCUGACAACUUAACACCUGUGUAGUGCCAGUUUCUGUGCAAAAGGGAGCAGAGGGGAAGCCCUGGGGUUGCUGAUGGGCCCGAGAACAGCAACCCCCCAAAUUGCCAGCAGAUCUGACCCAGGAAGUCCAAUGGGUUAGUGUGAGAAAAGCAGCUGGAACUAGGAGGUGUGUGGAAUGCUCUGGCUCGCAGGCAAGCGAGAGGGGCUGGGACGGUUUCAAAACAAGGCAGCCCGACUGUCCUUCCUGGACAACCCAUGGAGUCUGAAUCAGGCAGGGACAAGGGCCGUGUGUGGCACAGAAGGGACAGGAGCAUUCCAAACGUGGGAAGCAAAAAGAGGGGGCCUCCGGCAGCUCAACAAGAGCAGGUGCACCGGCCUGCCCCCUUCUCCUGAAAGUUUCAGGUCUAAUUUUGUGAAGAAAUGAGCACGAGAAGGGUAUCACAGUCAACUCCCAGCCCUUAAGAACACGAUUCUUAGUGGGAGAGAAAGGAGACGCAGAGGUCAAACCCAACUGGCUCCACUGGGGAACCAAGUCACUAUUUGGAACUGGGCGAAAUAGAAGGAGACUCAAGCAUCUCUUCUGCCUUUCCCACGCACACCGUGUCCCUGGGGAACCCGAUAGCACGUACCUACCGAAGAUUUACAGAGGAAAUGAUGUGAUGUCUUGGAUCUGCUUCCAGAAAUCGGCAGGAGUGGUUAGUGGAGGGGUUAGAGAUGAAAUAAGACAAGUGAUGGAUACCCGGGGACCAUUAUACUCUCCCCUCUACUUUGGUAGACACUUGAACUUUUGAAAAAAUUUUACAAUAAGGAAUCUUGUGCAUCGAUGAAGCCCCAGGGGCCUCCAGGGAGAGCAUUGUUGUGUCUACAUCGAGGACGUUUUGGGGUGCAAACAGUCAGGCCAAGGUGAACUUCACGGUUCUCAACCGAUUCGGCUUGGGAACCCUGUUGCUGGUCCUGCUCUGGCUGUCAAGGAGCUGGUGUGGCUUCUGGAAACUGCAGCAAGUGAGACAUUCUUAAAGGAACUGAAGGUCUUUGGUUUGAAGAAGGGACCCGGGGAAGGGGGGCCACGGGCUGAGGGUCAUUACACUCCUCAGGUCUCUGAUGGACUGGCAUGCCCAGGGCAGAACUCGGGCUGCCUCAAUGGAGUUUUCGGCUUUCUUGUGGGCCGAAGCCCCCUCUACUGGGGCAGCUUGGAGCAGAACAGCUGCCCCGGGAGCCGAGCUAGCCUCUUCCCUAGCAUGUACCGCCAGAGGCCAUGGGCUCUGGGCAUGAACUUGGACAAGAUGGCCACCACGGUCUCUUCUACCCUUAGGCUCUCGAAGUCACUCACCCUCCUCCGGGCCAACCCAGCCUCCCACUCCUGCUGGUGGUCUCCAUUUGGCUUUGGGAGAUGCAAAGAUGAGUCAGGCCCAGUUCCCUCCCUGGAAGCUCAGGGAUGAGUGUAAUAAGCGCUCACUGGCAGUCUGGGGCCACACGGGAAGAGUUCCUGAACUUUCCUGGGGCAGGAAUUCUCAAAGGGUCUGGGAAGCCCAUGUGGUUUGAAAAUGCGCAUUCGAUAUUACGGUGUCCUUUUAUAUUCAGAGAGGACCCCCCCAUUCAUGUUAUCAUAAAGGCUAAGAAAGAAGGCCACUCGGGCCUGUGUCCCAGGAGGGCCGUUCCAGCCAGCGUGACCCAGCCUUAGCACCUAGUCGCUCACCUCUGGUGGAGCUGCUGCUGGUGUAGGUGAAGACGCUCCCCUGGGUGCUGUCCUCAAAGCUGGCCUGUGCCUGCCCGCCUGCAAACCUUUGAGGGCCCCAGUGCUGGGCCCCGAUGCCUGCCAGCCCUGGCGCUGCCUGGCGGUCACAGUGCUUUAUACCAGCCUGCGGGAUCAGCCCAGGCCUCCUCACCUUAAAAGCUCCCAAACCUUUCACCAUCUGAUCUCUUAAUUGGGCCUGGGACUUAGACCUCCUACUUCCCCACCCCUGGGCCUCCUGGCUCCUAAGGCGAGCCCACGAGGGCGGCUCAGAGGGAUUUGCUGGGAGCCAGACUCAGAGCCAGGGUGGCUGUGGAGGCUGUCGUGGGCCCUCGCUGCUGUUUCCCUGUCCUCUCUUCCCUUCUACCGUCCAGUGUCUGCUCCUAGGCCAGGCAGGCACAAGUGUCAGGCUUUUCAGCCCAAAGCCCAGACCCACCUUUCCCAGCGGCUGCUCCCCAAGUGACUUCGCGGGGCUGAGGCCUGGAGCUGGAGCCUCCCUGUGGGUCAGACCAUCUCGGGGGCCCAGAUGGAUGCAAGUUGUGCCAGUGGGGCUCCUUCCCUGGGAAGGGGUGGACAGGCCGGGGGUGGGAGAGACUCCGCCGUGCAUCUUGCUUCCCCUUCACCCCACCACCUUGCUCCCAGUGAGCUGCAGCUCGUUCCGUCACCAGGGAGCUCGGCCAGGCCCUCCCAGCAGCCCUCCCGAAGCAGCUGAGGGUGCCCAGAGGCCCUCAGACCCCACCUCAACUCUCCCUCCCCUGAGUUGACAACCUUUCCUUGGCCUGCCCGUGACUACAGCCUCCCUCUAGACUUGCCUUCAAAAGCAAAGCUCUCAACAGAGUGUUCCAGGCAGGCUGCCUUCACUGUCCCUUUUGACCCACUGCAGUCUGGCUGCUGGUACCGCUUACCUGCUAAUUGCCCAAUUCUGCAGCCUUGCGUGUUUCCACACAAGAAGGCGAAUAGGAAUGCUCAGAGCAGCAUUAUUCACAAGAGGUCAAAAGGUAGAAACAGUCCAAAAGUGAGUCGACAGCUGAAUAGAUAAACAAAAUGUCGUCUAUCCAUGCAAUGGAAUAUUAUUCAGCCAUCACAAGGAAUGAAAUUCUGACACAUGUUCCAACAUGAGUGAAUCUUGAAAACGUGAUGCUAAGUGCGAGGAGCCAGACACGAAAGACCUCGUACUGUAUGAUUC